AUGAAGAUAAGUCGUGUGAAAGAUGGUUAUCGUGUCAUUGGUUUUGAUGAGAUGCAUAAUCAUAUAGUCAUAACCCUUUCCAAGUCGCAUAUGUUGAGGUCACAAAGAAAAAUCAAUGAAGCACAAGGUAAUCAAGCUAUAAUGGCAGAUGAUGCAGGAAUUGCUCCAAGAGCAGUAAUGGAGUUGAUGGCCAACGAGGCUGGUGGGUGUGAAAAUAUUGGGUUUACUUCAGUGGGUUUGAUGAAUUACUUGCGUACAUAUCGGACUAGAAAUAUGGAGAAGGGGGAGGCAGGUGGUGUUUUGAAAUAUUUUGAAGAUAGGCAAUCACAAGAUCCAUCGUUUGUUUAUGCAAUAUAA
Molecule: messenger RNA, 357 nt
Organism: Nelumbo nucifera (sacred lotus)
Lineage: Eukaryota; Viridiplantae; Streptophyta; Magnoliopsida; Proteales; Nelumbonaceae
Product: protein FAR1-RELATED SEQUENCE 5-like
Source: RefSeq, a predicted model, not a curated record